This is a messenger RNA of Insectozyma verbasci, 1422 nucleotides long. The record is from the annotation of a GenBank genome assembly. Lineage: Eukaryota; Fungi; Ascomycota; Pichiomycetes; Serinales; Debaryomycetaceae.
AUGUUAUUAUUAUUUCUACUAACUACAGUAUUAAGUGAUAUAAUAGGAGUUUCACCUGAAGAUCAACAUUUAUAUCAACCUGAAAUCAUAAAUGGUGAAAAAAAAUGGCAUUGUUUAAAUGAUAGUUCAAUUAUAUUAAAUGUCAAUCAAAUUAAUGAUGAUAUUUGUGACUGUCCGGAUGGUUCAGAUGAACCAGGAACUAAUGCUUGUCCAGUAACUCCGUUUAAAUUUUAUUGUAAAAAUGAAGGUUUUAUUCCAGGUUAUAUUGAUCAAUUUAAAUUGAAUGAUGGUGUAUGUGAUUAUGAAAUUUGUUGUGAUGGUUCAGAUGAAUAUAAAUUUGAAAAUUGUGAAAACAAAUGUCAGGAGAUAAAUAGACAAUAUCAAGAAUAUAAAGAAGAGACUCAAAAGUUUGUCAAAGAAGCUUUGAAAAAGAAAGACUCAAUUAUAAAUCAAGCAAAAUCUAAAAGAACGCAAUUGAUCAAUUUAUGGAAUAAGUUGGAAAAGAGUUUGCCUAUGAAGAAAAUGGAAAUUAAUAAUUUGAAAUUGGAAGCUGAAUCAAAUCAACAACAUGAUUUAACUGUAUUUGAUUUACUUGGUGAUAAAAUCGUAAAUUUGAUUGAAAGAAUUGAGAAUCAUAAGAAAUCAACUAUAAAACAACAGAAUUCAAUACAAGCAUUAGAGAAAAUACUUGAUAGGCUAUCAAAAGAAUAUAAUCCAAAUUUCAAUGAUUUAGCUGUAAAAGAUUCAAUACAUAAAUUUCAACAUUAUGUUUCAAAUAAAGAAGAAGAAGUAAGUGAGGAUAUACAUGAAACAAAUCAAGUAUUACAUGAUUUAGUUGAAAAAGCAAAAGAAUUGACGCAUUCAGGUGAUUCUACCGAGCCCACUUUUGGAAACAUGUUUCAUCAUUAUUUCAAAACUAUAAUUGGAACAUUCUUAACAAAGCCCAAAGAUUCAGUAGAGCCAAAAUCAUCCACUGACUUAUCUCCAAAAAUAGGGGCUUUAGAAAAAGAAUUAGCUGAGUAUGAAAAGAGAAUAGAUGAUAUAAAGAAUAAUUUAAAUAUGAAUUUCGGUCCUGAUGAUAUACUAAGAGCUUUUGAUUCAUUAAGAAUUACCAAAAAAUUAGGUGGAUAUCAUUAUAUAAUUAACAUUCUAGGAUCAAUAGUUCAAGAUGAUAUAUUAAUUGGAAAUUUCAAAGAAUAUAAAGAUGGAAAACUUUAUUACAACAAAGGUGCAAGAUGUUGGAAUGGACCACAAAGAUCAGCAGAAGUUGAAUUUCAAUGUGGUAAAGGACCAGAAUUAAUAUCUGUAAGUGAGCCUGAAAAGUGUCAUUAUUAUUUUAUAAUUAAAUCAGAAGCAUGGUGUAAUGAAAUCACAGAUGAAGAAAUUACAGAAAAUUUUAAAAUAAAUUAUGAUCUAUUAUAG